AUGCAGUUCUGCAGAGAGGUGUUCUGCAAGCCGUGUAGUUCCAGGGUCACAUCGCCAGAGGAGGACAUGGAAUACAAGAUGGGGAGCUGCAUUGGAAUUGCACGCAGCCAGCCAGAAGAGGGCGCGCCUGAGAAUGUUGUUCUGUUUCCACCUCAGGAAUAUCAGGAAUGUGAGAAAGACUUAUUAAAGGCUCAACCUCACGCUGAGAGUCCGACGCAAAACGGGGCGAAGAGGGACGACGGGGCGCUGCCGACCGGGCCCUCCGCCGCCCAGCAGAGUCUGCUGUCCCAGUCACUGCUGCCGGACGUCCGAGUCAUCGCCGGAGUGGAGGAGGGCGGAGGAGGAGUUGAAGACCCGGACGACAAGGAGGAGCUAGAGUUCCCCCAUGACCUGCUGCCCAGUCUAGACUUCAGCAGCGAGUUCAACAUCUGGGAGUCCUCCCUGGGGCCCCUCCCUUCUCUGGAUUCUCCUCAGCUAGAGUUUAUUACCCCAACUGAGGAUGUAGCCGCUCUCCAGCCCCUGGAAGAGAACCCACCGCUGGUGCAAACAGCAGAGAGCACUUCAGAUAUCCCAUCCGUAGCGCCAGUGAAGGAGCCAUUAGAGCAACCACAGCACAAACAACCACUACAGGAGAUCACAGAGCUUACAGAACCAACAAACAGGGAACCAGGGUUUACACAACCAGUGAAGGAGACAGCAGAGCAACUGGAACCAGUGAAGGAACCAGUGAAGGAACCAGUGAAGGAGCCAGUACAGUUUCCAGACGUAGAAGAGCCCGUGCAUGAGCUUGUUGAAAAACCCGUCGUGAGCCAAGAAGAGGAACCACUGGAGGAGCCAGUCAGGAAAACUGCAGGGAAAGUCACGGUUGAGGGUGUAGUUGAGGAGCCGCAGGAGAGUGGGCCCUCCCUUACUGAACAGCCACGGAGAGGUGACCUUACCCUACCUCUUCCCUCCGGACACCACUUCUUGCCUACCCUCCCUCCCCACCUCCAGGACACGUCAGAGUUCCCCACACCUCCUCCCACCCCACCAGAGAGGCACACUCCUGAAGCUCAGCCAACCCCACCUGCAUCCCCUCACCUUCCUUCACCUCCCCUCGACUCCCAACCUCUCCCUUCCAGUCACCAAGAGGAGAGCCCCCUCCUCGCUGCUGCACCCAGACAUCCACCUGUAAGGAGCUCAGACUCUGAUGGAGCAUUUGAGACCCCCGAGUCUACAACUCCAGUGAAAGCUGUUUCCCCUACAGAGCCUCAAAACCUGCAGCUAAUAUCUCAUGAUAAAGGUAAGGAAUUAUCCCAUGCAGAUGGUGAACCUGCGUCUGACCUGACGUCAGCUGAUCCACCCAGUCGUACUAAUUCCAUUGUUUUUGAUGAGGACAAGCCCAUAGCAGCCAGCGGCACAUACAACAUUGAUGUUCUUGCAGGAGAGUCACCAAGCUACACUCUAACUCGUUCCCUCAGCCUCCAGGGUGGAGAGCUUGACAGUCCUGGUCCAUUAGAUGGAAGUACAGCAGGAGGUUUCCGUCCACACGCAGAAUCCUUCAGCGUAGGCACUGAGAGUGCUCCAGGAACUCUCCGCAGGCCAAAGAAAGUCCGUCCUGGGUCCGUUAAGAAGAAGCCCCUCCAAAGACAGAGCUCCAACCCUGAAAGUCCACAACCCACCUCUUCCAGCAGCACGCCGGAGGUAACGAAGAAGACCAAGUCUCAAACUGCCAGUCCUGUCCAGACCCAGAAGGAGCCAGAGGGGCCUUCUGCCACCCCGAGUCCUGGAGGAAGCCUCCGCAGGACCAGGAAGACCCGUGUUGAGACGCCUCCUCCUCUCCCCGAGGAGACCAAUCACACCACCCCUGAAGAGAGCCUUCCCACCCCUGCCUUACUCCUGUGCCAGGAGGAGUCCCCUCUCCCUGUGCCUGAGUCCCCAACUGUCAAAGACGCCUCCCCAGUCCCCCCCAGUGCUUCCUACAAAUGGGACCCAGACAACUUUGAAAACAUUGACCCAUUCAAUACAGGAGGAAGUAAAAUUGCCAACUCCCCUGUGUUUGGUCGGAAGGCUCCAGUGUGUGACCCCAUAGCCACCCCACCAGAUCACCCCCCUGUUGCUGUUGAGCGGCCGCCCCAUCACAACGAACCGACUCCCCUUAAAGAGCCAUUAAGUAACCCUGAAGAACAGGCUGUCGUCACCAAGCGCCAGCCAGUAAGGUUGGAGUUUGACUAUUCUGAAGAAAGCAGUGAGGCAUCACACCAGGCCUCUCCCCCAACCAAGAAGCUGGGUAAGAAACCUGGAGCCAAGAUGCCCCUGAGGAAACCAAAGCUGGGGCUGAAGAAGGCCCCUCCUGCACCAACAGAGCAGCUGGACAAUGACCUGUCAGCGGUCCCAAAUGGAAAUGAGGAUGACAUUCCUAUUAGUAAAACAUCCUACAGCUUUGAUCCUGACGGGUGGGAUGAUCCAAACUUUAACCCCUUCUCUUCCAAGAAAGGAAUACCCAACUCUCCCAAGCUGUCCAGACCUUCCUACGGCUUUGAUCCAGAUAACUUUGAUGACUCUGUCGACCCAUUCAAAUCUUCCUUUAAAAUGGCUAGCUCUCCUCCUAAGGCCUCUGCCUCAUUUGAGUUGCCAGCCAAUGACAAUGAUAUUGACAAUGACAACAUCAGCGAACUGGAGGAUCACAAUCAGAACAAACCUGCUAAGAAGAAGAAGACUCCGAUCAAAUCGAAGUCCAAGAGUGUGUCCUCUCUAUGUUGUUUGUUUAACACUUUCAGAGUGAAGAGAUCGCCAAAGAAACCGCCAAUGUCCGAUCCAUCACAGGAGCCCACGCCUGUGGAUGAAGCCCCCUCUCUUCAUUCACAGGACGACCAUGCCACGGAUGAGGAGAAGCUGGCCUCCUCCACCAGCCACAAGUGGGCCGCUUUGCACGACAUUGAUGCAGAUUUGGCCUCUGACCAACAAGACUUCCCUAAGCCAUGCGACCUGACAUCCUUUGUCAACGAAAGCAGCCUUCCUAGCCAGACUCAAGACUAUGAAAUUGAGUAUAUGGAGAAGAUCGGUUCCUCAUCACCACCCUUGUCCAUAAAGAAACCAUCUCUGUACCUGAAGUUGGACUCUGUAUCUGACAGCCUGACCAAGAACACCUGUACAAAUGGCUCCGAGCCCAGCUCCCCAUGCACAGGGAGUUUUGAGGAAAUGGAGGCACAAAUCACAGCAGGUAUGAAGACGCCAGUGCUCAGCUCUCGGCCUGGUCCUGAAGGCUCUGCUGGAGACAAGGGCAGGAAGAGGGAAAGCGAGGUACUCAGCCGAACACAGAGCACAGAGCGAGAUGAGCAGCCCCCUAGCCAGGGCCCCAUGGAGGCCAAUGCACCGGCCUUCACCAUUCCCCUGUUAGAAAGGCUAUCUGAGUGUGACGACCCUCUGCAAUACCUGGAGCCCGACCUCGCUGAGACCAACCCCACCGCCUUCGCCCAAAAACUACAGGAGGAGUUGGUGCUUGCUGCCAUGAGGAUAGAGGCUCUGCAGGUAGCCAAAAACAUCUCUCAGUGCCCUUCCCUCUCCACUGUAACUCCCCAGCAUAGAGAAUUGUCAUCGCCAGUGGAGAGCGUCGUAUCCAAGAGCUCCCUCUACACCAGGACCUCCACCGGCUACAGCGAGGUUGAGAGCCCCUACCUCCCCAGAGAACUGGACCACUCCCUGGGAAUAGCACGAGAGGAGAUUGUGACCAAAGAGAAGGAGGUGCUGGAGUGGCAGAGGAAGUAUGACGACAGCCGACAGGAAGUGGUGGAAAUGAGGAGAAUUGUUGCUGAGUAUGAGAAGACUAUUGCACAGAUGAUAGAGGAUGAGCAGAAGGAGAAGUCUCUCUCCCACCACACCAUCCAGCAGCUAAUAAUAGAGAAGGACCAGGCUCUGGCAGACCUCAAUUCAGUAGAGAAGUCUCUGGCUGAUCUCUUCCGGCGCUAUGAGAAAAUGAAAGACGUGCUGGAGGGCUUUCGUAAGAAUGAAGAGGUUCUGAAGAAGUGUGCUCAGGAAUAUCUCUCCAGGGUACGCAAGGAGGAGCAGCGUUAUCAGGCCCUGAAGAUUCACGCAGAGGAGAAGCUAGACAAGGCCAAUAUGGACAUAGCUCAGGUGCGGGUCAAGGCCAAGCAGGAGCAGGCGGCUUAUCAGGCCAGUUUGAGGAAGGAGCAGAUGAAGGUGGACUCUCUGGAGCGCACUUUGGAGCAGAAGAACAAGGAAAUCGAGGAGCUGACGAAGAUCUGUGACGAGCUCAUCGCCAAGAUGGGGAAGAGUUAGCAGCAGCAGCAGCAGCAGCGCCACCCGGUCCACCCCCCCC
Messenger RNA from Lampris incognitus (smalleye Pacific opah), 4318 nucleotides. It is a transcript of the gene tacc2, whose product is annotated as transforming, acidic coiled-coil containing protein 2. NCBI's taxonomy places the organism in Eukaryota, Metazoa, Chordata, Actinopteri, Lampriformes, Lampridae. Gene Ontology annotation, cellular component: cytoplasm. The transcript is spliced from 22 exons. Bases 1 to 4278 code for a protein of 1425 amino acids. Gene Ontology annotation, biological process: mitotic spindle organization; cerebral cortex development; cell population proliferation. The record is from RefSeq and is a predicted model, not a curated record.